CCGCACUCUAACAAUUAACAACAUCUCCAGCAUGCCUCUUGCUUGUGUCACUCCAGAAUUCGAGUACUUUAAUGCAAAAGUUGACAUUGUUGCUGUGCCAGCUAUUGGAGCUGACCCAAAGGUCACAUAUCGGUACCCUGGCCUGAAAGUUCCGGACAAACAAGACGCACAACGAUGGCACCACAUGUUCUCCGAUCUCUCCGAUGCUCGAGUAUUCCUUUACACUUUCCCAAAACCUGAAAACCCCAAGACUCAUGGCAUAACGAAAUACUCUGAAGAUCUGUUGCGCGAAAUGGCGAGCGAGGGUUUGGGGAAGAGCCGAAUGAUUCAUUUUGUGGGACAUAGUACUGGAGGGCUUGUCGUCAAGCGAGCCCUCAUAUUGGCAAACGGUAGCAACAAGCAUGAUUGGCUGGAAAUCAAGCGAAAGUGCUGCAGCAUUGCAUUCUUUGGAACUCCCCAUUAUGGUAGCACGGUACUCUGUCAAAGCACCUAUAAACUUGCAGUUUCUCGACUUCUAGGCCUCAAGCUUAUUAUGAGCGAUCGCCUACGACAAGACCUGACGGAUGUCGAGAACCUAGAUGGCUUGGUUCAUUUUAGCCGCACAUUUCAACCAAUAACAAUCACUAUGGAGAAAAUUUGGAGUUUUUUUGAAGCUCGGGAUUCCAAGUUGGAGGUCAGGGCGACCAUCAACGAUCGUAUUGGAUCCACAUCGAUUAGAAGAAUGGCCAGUAUUGCCUGCGGGGACGAGAAAAGCAGUUUUCCUCUUAUUGGCUGCGAGCAGGCCAUUUCCGUGAAGGCAGAUCACGCAACUCUUCCGCGGUUUGGUGAUGACCCGAAUUCUCAAACGUUCCACCAGUACAUUGAUGGACUUCGGGAGCAUAUCAGCAAAUCGUCUGGUAAAACUGACCGGGAUCCGCGAUGGCUAGAGAAUGAACUCAAGGUUGAAGUGCACCUGUUCUACGAACUGAACGAAGGAAAUCAAUCUACUGUCAAGCUAUGGUCGGUCAAUCCAACUCUUCGAGAUCUCAUAAACGAUGGUCCAGGGAUGCGUUUAGAACGAAGGGUCGACUUGGCUGUCAACGAACCUCAGGGCAACGAUGCUCGGGUUCAUCCAGAGGAUUCUUCCCAUGCGAAUAUUGAAAGCAAUGGCAUGCCAAGCAAUAACAAAAACCGAGCUCGAAAGUAUACCGGGUCAACAUUAGCCAGCCCGCAGAAAGAUGAUUUUCGUCCCCAAAUGCAUGUCGUCACGGAUUUAGGGCAGUCAGCGAAUGGUGAAGCAGAUGAAACUGGAAGCAAUAGCAGCACCCCAUCAGCCUAUAAGCUCCCUGAUCUUGGUCACGCGCAUUUCCGCUGGAUUCAUGUCCCAGCCAACAACAUGAUUUGGGUAGAAAAGAUCUUCCAAGCAGUUGAGAGGGACCGAGAAAGAAAACGAUUCAAGGAAGUCGCAGAAUCCGUUAAAGGCGUGGAAGAAAUGCCAGAGGCCACCGACUCAGCAGCAUCAGAAAGCGAUUUGCACUCAACACCUGUAGAAGGCUUGCUAGAAGACCCUGCUAAGUCACAAUUGCUCAAAGCCGUCGAGGUCAUUCAGCAGCAAGACAAGCCAGUAGAGGCACCAGGCCUCAACGCUGCUGUUAAGGACCCACGGAAGGGCGUAGCACUUCUGAAAAUUGCUCAAAACGUCCCUAGCCCCAAGAUAUCAUCUAUUAUUCCAGAAGCUACCCAAGCCAUCGAAGACAUUCGGGAGCGAGCAGUUUUCCUCGAAGUCACAAAGGAGAGAACACAAAGAGGGGAGACCUUGCGGGGUGAUGUCAUCGCGAAAGCGAUCCGUGAAGAGCGUAGCAAGCCUCGUCUCGCUAGUGCAGUACUAGACAAGCAGUACUGGAACUGGAAACAGGUCACCUCUCGGCAUGGUCUUCCUCACGGACGGUACAUGCAGCCUUUCUGCCAGCUUUUCCUUCCCCAAUCCCCGAGCGAGUCCGGCUUAAAUAUGAGGGGCACCACCGUCCAUAUUGCUUCGGUUGCAAGUCCAAUCGAGUCGCCCCAACUUUGCCUCUACUUUCCUUAUCUGCACUGGGAUACUUUCAAAGGACUGCAAAAGCGGAAUGAGCUCGUCCGUCAAAGGCUGGAGGAUCCACGCCUCUAUCCUCCCAAUGCGCAUGUCGAACACGGGCAGUCUAUGGAGAACAAAUUAAUCUGGCAAUACCUUCUGGACUCUUCCAAGCUACCUCUUCAUAUCCGUCGCUCAAUUGACCAAUUUGGUAACCCACAUCUUCAGGACGUCAGCGUUCGUGAUCGAGAUCAAGUCCUGUACAAAUGCACCAAGCCCGAGUCGCCGUUGAAAUUGACACCAUCGAGCGAUUCCAAGAGCCAUUGCUUUCUCAACCCGAAUAGUUUCAGAGCAAAGACUGAUGAUGAAGCAAAGGUUUUAAUGGUGGAUCAACUUUGGGCUUGGGUUAUCGAUUCUGACACCGUUGCAACCUUCUUCUCUCCCAAAGAAGAGUUUCCAAUGCUAAAAGAUUCGGUACCCGACAGUUCGAUGGAGUCUGAAAUAUCUUCUUUGACAUCUACCAAGGUUUUCCUUGGUCAGGCGGAUCUAAGGAAUCAGAUAUACGAUGACGUCAACGGUGACCAGCGCUUUGCUUGCCAAUGCUUUGACCCCUUUGAUUUCGUCGCGCUCGCCGUGUGGCAUGCUGUCACCGUAUUCAUAGAGAGGUCCACAGACCCAGAUCUUAGUGUCUGGACUCUUUUCCAGGAAUGGAUCUGCGAGUUAGCGGAGAUGGAAGGCGCCUCGUUCAAAGUUUUCCAGACAAGUCAAAGCCAAACCACCAAGAUCUUCCAGGAGAGCAAAAGCCGGGAUGCAGGCGACCCCGAAUUCCGCGAUAUCGUUGAGAAACUCGAUCCGAGUGGCGACCUUAACGCUCUAAUUCAGCUGAAGGACGUUCAAGACGAGCUUAAUAUGCUUGGCAAGCUAUUUAGUCGUCAGAUUGAAGUUAUCGACAACCUCAUUUACGAUUACACCGUCCUCGAUGGUGACACCAACAAGCACGCGACAGCUAUUUAUUGGCUAAAAGAGGCUAAAAGCAAGUACAUCCACAGCUACCAGAAUGAGGUGAAAGAGCUCUCGGCGGCCAGUAAAACUGCCAUCGAUGACUACAGAGAGCUUUUAGACAUGAAGCAGAAGCAGAGCAAUGUUGUGGAAGCGUAUAUUUCACGGAUGACAGCUCAGACUUCCGGGGAACAAAAUCGUUCAAUUAUGAUUUUCACCAUAUUCACCAUUAUCUUUCUCCCACUCUCAUUCUUCACUUCCUUUUUCGGCAUGAACGUCCAAGACUGGUCCGGGUCAACAUCAAAUAAAAGCCUUCCAACCGUUCUCGCGCUCAUGUGUGGCAUAUCUGCUGCAGUUAUUAUAGUUGCUCUUUUCCUUGCGUUUACGCGUCAUCCGGUUGAGAAGAUCAGGAAGGCACCGCAGACGGUGAAAAAGACUCAUCAUCAUUUUAGGCAGUUGUGGGAUUGUUCGCAUUGGUGGGGUAAGAAACAGGAGGAGAAAGAGGAUGAGGCUAAGGUGACUAAUAGGAGUAGGCUGGAUUUAGAAGGAGGAGUGGAGGGAGCAGAUGGAUUGAGGAGGAGGAGGUGAAGAUUUUGAAAAUUUAGUGUUUCUGCUGUUUCGGUGCGUCAUGGAUUGGGAGACCCGGU
Molecule: messenger RNA, 3693 nt
Organism: Lindgomyces ingoldianus
Lineage: Eukaryota; Fungi; Ascomycota; Dothideomycetes; Pleosporales; Lindgomycetaceae
Exons: 9
Coding region: 32-3634 (1200 amino acids)
Biological process (GO): metal ion transport; transmembrane transport
Cellular component (GO): membrane
Molecular function (GO): metal ion transmembrane transporter activity
Source: RefSeq, a predicted model, not a curated record